AUGGCAAAAUCAGCAGAGACAGAGCAACCAGUGAAGGCCACUGGAUGGGCAGCCAGAGACACAUCUGGCGUCCUCUCUCCUUUCAACUUCUCAAGAAGGCAUGAGCUUGUGGGUGUAGUGUCAGAAGUGGGUAGCAAAGUAACAAAGUUCAAAGCAGGGGACAAAGUUGGUGUAGGUUGCAUGGUUGGAUCGUGUCACUCAUGUGACAAUUGUGUCAAUGAUCUCGAAAAUUAUUGUCCCAAAGUGAUACUAACCUACAAUGGCACCAAUUAUGAUGGAACCCCGACAUACGGAGGUUACUCUGAUAUAAUGGUUGUUAAUGAGCAUUUUGUAGUUCUAUGGCCCGAAAACUUUCCUCUUGAUGCUGGUGCUCCUCUUUUAUGUGCUGGGAUUACAACUUAUAGCCCCUUGAAAUACUUUGGAUUCGACAAGCCUGGUAUACAUUUAGGGGUGGUGGGUUUAGGUGGAUUGGGUCAUGUAGCAGUGAAAUUUGCAAAGGCUUUUGGGAUGAAGGUAACAGUCAUUAGUACAUCUCCAGACAAGAAGGAUGAAGCCAUUAAACAACUUGGCGCGGAUUCAUUUUUGAUCAGUCGCGACUCACAUCAGAUGGAGGCUGCAAUUGGCACAAUGGAUGGUAUUAUUGAUACUGUAUCGGCAGUUCACCCUAUAAUGCCAUUGAUUAAUCUGCUAAAGACUCAUGGGAAGCUUGUUAUGGUUGGUGCACCAGAGAAGCCUCUUGAACUCCCACUAUUUCCUUUGCUUGCCGGAGGAAAGAUAGUGGCUGGAAGUGGUAUUGGCGGCAUGAAGGAAACACAGGAAAUGAUUGAUUUUGCAGCAAAAAAUAAUAUUACAGCAGAUAUUGAGAUUAUCCCUAUGGAUUAUGUGAACAAUGCAAUGGAACGCCUUGUGAAAUCUGAUGUUAGAUAUCGAUUUGUUAUCGACAUAGGAAAUACCUUGAAGGCUGCCUAG
Ilex paraguariensis (yerba mate) is the source of this 969-nucleotide messenger RNA. Lineage: Eukaryota; Viridiplantae; Streptophyta; Magnoliopsida; Aquifoliales; Aquifoliaceae. The record is from the annotation of a GenBank genome assembly.